GUCCUCCCCGGCUCUCCGCCUCGUCAGCCUCCGCGCCGCGUCCUCUCGGCCCUCCCAGAAGGCCAAGUCGGCGGGGAGGGGGCGAUCGGUGAGGUGCAUGGCGGCGGCGUCGGACGCGGCACAGCUGAAGGCCGCGCGCGAGGACAUCAGGGAGCUGCUCAACACAACCCACUGCCACCCCAUCCUGGUUCGUUUGGGUUGGCAUGAUUCUGGCACAUAUGACAAAAAUAUUAAGGACUGGCCAGAACGAGGUGGAGCUAAUGGAAGUUUAAGAUUUGAUGUUGAACUAAAGCAUGGAGCCAAUGCCGGUUUGGUAAAUGCUCUAAAGCUUGUGCAACCGAUCAAGGACAAAUACCCCAGUAUAACUUAUGCGGAUUUAUUCCAGUUGGCAAGUGCUACAGCAAUUGAGGAAGCUGGUGGCCCAAAGAUUCCAAUGAAAUAUGGACGGGUUGAUGUCACAGGACCUGAGCAGUGUCCACCUGAAGGGAAGCUUCCUGGUUAGAAAUUUUGUUCACUGCACAUUCCAGCUCGUUGUGUUCUGUAUAUCCUUCUCUCUCUCUCAUCUUUGAGUUUGUAAAUAUGUUUCAAAGAUGCGAAACAUCCCCCGACUGCUUUGUGGAAGCGUUUAGGAAGGUUUGCCACACUUGUGCUUUUCCAUUGCAUGUUAAUAUAUAGACAAAUAUUACAAUCCUAACCAUAAAUGGGAGAGAUCACAAUAAUAACGAUUCUCCUCAAUUUAGGGGAUUAGGAGAUAUGUCACGAUACGUGACAUAUUAGUCUAACACUCCCCCACAGUCACAACGGGAGGAGAGCGGACGUUGAGACUGGACCGAAAAUCCAGAAACAACGGCGACGGUAAUCCCUUCGUCAAGAUGUCGGCGAACAGGCGAGACGAGGGGACAUGUAGCACGCAGACUUGACCCAUGGCGACACGAUCGCGAACGAAGUGGAGGUUGGUCUCGAUGUGUUUGGUGCACUGAUGCUGAACAGGGUUCAUGGACAUGUAGACGGCGCUGGCGUUGUCGCAGAACACAACUAUAGCAGGAGGGGACGGCGCUGAACAGGGUUCAUGGACAUGUAGAUGGCGCUGAAGCUAGUGGAGAAGUUGCCGAAUCCAACUAGCCUCAGCGACGGCGUUGGCCAUGUUGGGGAACGUAGUAAUUUCAAAAAAUUUCCUACGCACACGCAGGAUCAUGGUGAUGCAUAGCAACGAGAGGGGAGAGUGUUGUCUACGUACCCUCGUAGACCG
Messenger RNA from Triticum aestivum (bread wheat), 1249 nucleotides. RefSeq names its product probable L-ascorbate peroxidase 7, chloroplastic. NCBI's taxonomy places the organism in Eukaryota, Viridiplantae, Streptophyta, Magnoliopsida, Poales, Poaceae. The record is from RefSeq and is a predicted model, not a curated record. Gene Ontology annotation, biological process: cellular response to oxidative stress; hydrogen peroxide catabolic process; response to reactive oxygen species. Gene Ontology annotation, molecular function: peroxidase activity; heme binding.